AUGACCAACUUGUUUUUAAGAUUUCAGAUUUGGAUCCUACAGGACUUGGUACCCUCGAUUUUCUUUUGUUUCUAACUGAGGUAGUCAGAAGAGUCUAUUCUUUAAACAGUUUCGAAAAAUUUCUGUAUCCAUUUAACCAUUUUUAUAAAUUAUUCCCACCUUUCUUUUAAUUAUAUUUUCCCUUUAAAGUGAAAACUUAAUCAUUCUUUUGGUUACUGUAAGCUAUUUCCCCCUAUAGGUUGGUUUUUGCAGCCACCAGUUUGGCAGUUUCCAUGACCAAAAAAUAGUACUAUUUAUGCUGAAUGUUCUUGCUACUUGCUGGAUUAAUUUUGGGGUUUUGUUCUUUGAUUCACUUUGGUGAUUAUAGUAUACAAAUGACAUGCAUGAUAAGUUAUUGGUAAUUUUUGUCUUAUCCUUUCAUCUAUCAACCUGUGUUGUUAUUUUGUGACAUUACUGUUUUUUCCACAAUAAUCUCCCUUGAUUGCUGAAUCCGGGUCAACUUCUUUUCUCUUCUGGGUCAAAUUUCCACUCACCCCAUUUUACACGGCAUGCCUUGUGUUUGAGUAAAUGUCACAGUGAGACCAAAUCUCAAAGUUCAGCACAAAUUGGUUGUAUUUUGGGGUAUGUUCUCUUUCUUUUUCCUCUCUUGUUUCAAGUUUGGUGCCAAGUUUGUUCCUUUGGAUAUAAAAUAAUCACUGCAAAAGCUACUCUACUUUGGGUCUUUCUUGCCUGCUUGAAUAGAGAUUGAGGUGCUUUCUGGGGUGUUGGAAUUUGGAGGAGAUGAAACAGAUAGGGUUUUAGGUUGUUUUUUUCACUUGGGGGUUUCAGAAAUAUGGGUUCUCAAGGUGGGGCAGUCCAAGAGGCACAGAGUGGUGGCUCUGGCUCCUUGGCUAGGCAAGGGUCAUUGUAUAAUCUCACACUUGAUGAGGUUCAAAACCAGCUUGGAAAUUUGGGGAAGCCAUUAGGAAGCAUGAAUCUUGAUGAGCUUCUAAAGAGUGUGUUUACGGCUGAGGCUGGAGAUUGUGGUGGUGGUGGUGGUGGUGGUGGUGGUCAAGCCUCUUCUGGAUUGGGUUCUGGGACUGAUGCUAACAUUCAGCAGCAGCAUGCUCAGUUAGCUUCGGUUUCAUCCCUGAAUCGACAAGGGAGCCUAACUGUUUCUGGAGAUCUUAGCAAGAAAACCAUUGAUGAGGUUUGGAGAGAUAUGCAGAAAAAGAAGAGUGGUGGAAACAGUAAUAAUAAUGAUAAGAAAACAAAGGAGACACCGCCAACAUUUGGCGAGAUGACCCUGGAGGAUUUCUUGGUGAAAGCAGGAGUUGUUGCUGAGUCUUUUGCUACUGAGGAUAAUGCUAUGUCAAGGGUUGAUUCCAAUGUGGCUUCUCAGCACAAUGUUUCUGAUCAAGUACAUUGGAUUCAAUACCAAAUCCCAUCAGUGCAGCCGGCACCGCAUCUCCAGCAUAAUCAGCAUCAGAAGCAGCAGAAUAAUAUGAUUGCUGGUUAUAUCGCUGGCCCUGUGGUUCAGCAGUCUUUUCCUGUUGUGGUGAAUCCGGUUCUGGAUGCUGGAUACACCGAGACAAUGGUGACUAUGUCGCCAUCUUCUUUGAUGGGUACAUUAUCAGAUACCCAGACUCCGGGUCGGAAAAGGGUUGCCUCUGGUACUGUUGUUGAGAAAACUGUGGAGAGGAGACAGAAGAGGAUGAUAAAGAAUAGGGAAUCUGCUGCGCGGUCGCGUGCUAGAAAACAGGCUUACACACAAGAACUGGAGAAUAAAGUUUCCCGUUUAGAAGAAGAAAAUGAAAGGCUUAAAAGACAGCAGGAGAUAGAGAAGGUGUUGCCAAGUGAGCCACCACCAGAGCCCAAGCGUCAACUUCGCCGGACGAGUUCGGGACCCCUUUGAAUGCCCUCACUGUGUUCUCAUUUGCAAAAUAUAUAUAUUCGACACUAUAGUUUGCACAGUUAGAAGGGUGGUUUUCUCAUUAUGGUAGUGCUGCUGUUAGUUCUCCUAAGCAUGCUCAUUUGUAAGAGUGUUUUUCUUGAAUGUACAUUUCAUAUAAGCCAAACUUUAAUUUACCAAGCACUAUAAAGUAUACUUUACUCUAAUUUUGGACACUGGCAAUGUGACUUCACAAAAAAGGUUUCUUUCUUUGUCAUCUUUGUGUUGUGUGUGGUGCAAAUUAUAAUCAAUAUAUAGUUGCAUUUUGUUUAAACCUGUAAUCUUUUGGUUUUUGAAACUGAUUCCAUGUACAGUGUACUUUUUCCUGCAAAGAUUUGUUUCUAAUUUUCUGUCAA
Messenger RNA from Arachis stenosperma, 2286 nucleotides. RefSeq names its product ABSCISIC ACID-INSENSITIVE 5-like protein 2. The record is from RefSeq and is a predicted model, not a curated record. NCBI's taxonomy places the organism in Eukaryota, Viridiplantae, Streptophyta, Magnoliopsida, Fabales, Fabaceae. Gene Ontology annotation, cellular component: nucleus. Gene Ontology annotation, molecular function: DNA-binding transcription factor activity. The coding region runs from base 833 to 1894 and encodes 353 amino acids. The transcript is spliced from 3 exons. Gene Ontology annotation, biological process: positive regulation of DNA-templated transcription.